Messenger RNA from Doryrhamphus excisus (bluestripe pipefish), 3793 nucleotides. It is a transcript of the gene gbe1b, whose product is annotated as glucan (1,4-alpha-), branching enzyme 1b. Gene Ontology annotation, cellular component: cytoplasm. Gene Ontology annotation, molecular function: cation binding; hydrolase activity, hydrolyzing O-glycosyl compounds; 1,4-alpha-glucan branching enzyme activity. Gene Ontology annotation, biological process: glycogen biosynthetic process. NCBI's taxonomy places the organism in Eukaryota, Metazoa, Chordata, Actinopteri, Syngnathiformes, Syngnathidae. The record is from RefSeq and is a predicted model, not a curated record.
ACUUUGCACAAAAGUCACGUCCGAUAACAAUCGUUCCACUCGGGACACUCCUGCUCUUUGUCCACCGCGGCGUGAGUCCUUAAAGGGAAGGAACCGCGCUCGGUGCUCGAUUGCUUUCGUCUCGGGAAGGAAAACCAUGGCGGACCAGGAGUAUAAUGUUACCAUUCCUCAUUUCAAGACUCUCCUUCAAAUGGACCCAUACCUCAAGCCUUACGAGAAGGACUUCCAGAGGAGGUAUGAGCUGUUCCAGAAGCAGCUUUUCCAGCUGGAAGAGGCCGAGGGAGGUUUUGACCAGUUCACGCGGAGCUACAGGACCUUUGGCGUGCAGCGGCGGCCCGACAACAGCCUGUUCUUUCAGGAGUGGGCUCCAGCUGCAGAGGCCCUCUUCCUCACCGGUGAUUACAAUGCCUGGGACAAAUUCUCCCACCCGUACACCAAGAGAGAUUACGGCAAGUGGGAUCUGAUUCUCCCGCCCAAGCGUGACGGCUCUCCCGCUGUGGAUCACAACACCAAGCUCAAGGUGGUGGUUCACACCAAGGCAGGAGAACGUCUCUAUAGGAUUUCGCCGUGGGCAAAGUAUGUGGCCAGGAAGGAAAAAUGUGUCAUCUACGACUGGAUUCACUGGGACCCCCCACACCCGUACAUUCAAAUCCACCCGCGGCCUCUGAAACCUAAGCACCUGAGGAUCUACGAGGCCCACGUGGGUAUCGCUUCGCCGGAGAGGGAGAUCGCAUCAUACGUCAACUUCACAAACAACGUGCUGCCGCGUAUAAAAGACCUGGGAUACAACUGCAUUCAACUGAUGGCCAUCAUGGAGCACGCCUAUUACGCAAGCUUUGGCUAUCAGGUUACCAGCUUCUUUGCAGCUUCCAGCCGCUACGGCACCCCGGACGAGUUAAAGCAGCUGAUCGAUGUGGCGCAUUCGUUGGGCAUCGUGGUGCUGCUGGAUGUCGUCCACAGCCACGCGUCCAAAAACACAGAGGACGGCCUCAACAGCUUUGACGGGUCCGACUCCUGCUACUUCCACUCGCCUCCACGGGGGGAGCACAGCCUGUGGGACAGCCGCCUCUUCAAUUACUCCAGCUGGGAAGUGAUGCGCUUCCUGCUAUCCAACCUGCGCUGGUGGAUGGAGGAGUACAAGUUUGACGGCUUCCGAUUCGACGGCGUCACGUCCAUGCUGUACCAUCACCACGGAAUAGGAACCGGCUUCUCCGGGGACUACAGCGAGUACUUUGGCCUCCACGUGGAUGAAGACUCUCUGGUGUACCUGAUGUUGGCCAAUCACAUCCUACACACCCUCUACCCCGACUGCAUCACCAUCGCAGAGGACGUGUCAGGGAUGCCCGCCCUCUGCAGGGGAGUGGAGGAGGGAGGGCUUGGCUUUGAUUACCGCCUCGCCAUGGCCAUUCCUGACAAAUGGAUUCAGAUCCUGAAGGAGCUGAAAGACGAAGACUGGAACAUUGGCAACAUCGUCCACACGCUGACCAACAGGCGUUAUGGAGAGAAGAGCAUCGCCUACGCUGAAAGUCACGACCAGGCGCUGGUUGGGGACAAAACGCUGGCGUUCUGGCUGAUGGACAAGGAGAUGUACACCAACAUGAGCUCGCUGGCUCCCAUGACGGCAGUCAUCGAUCGGGGCAUGCAGCUGCACAAGAUGAUCCGCCUCCUCACUCACGGUCUGGGCGGGGAAGGAUACCUCAACUUCAUGGGGAAUGAGUUUGGUCACCCCGAGUGGUUGGACUUCCCGCGGGAAGGCAACAAUGAGAGCUACCACUACGCCCGCCGGCAGUUCAACCUGGUGGACAUGCCGCACCUGCGCUACCGGCAGCUCUACGCCUUUGACCGCGACAUGAACCGCACCGAGGACAAGUACGGCUGGCUGGCCGCCCCGCCGGCCUUUGUGAGCGCCAAGCAUGAGGAGGACAAGGUCAUUGUGUUUGACAGGGCCAACGUGCUCUUCAUCUUCAACUUCCACCCUAGCAAGAGCUUCCAGGACUACAAGGUGGCAGUGGAAGCGCCAGGAAAGUACAAAAUCAAGCUGGACUCGGACGAGGUCCUGUACGGAGGCCACGGACGGCUGGACCACAACACAGAGUUCUUCACCGAGCCGCAACCCUUCAACGGCCGCGCCAAUUCCAUACAGGUGUACAUCCCCUGCAGGACCGCCAUCGUUCUGGCCAAUGAGGAGAUGGAUUACUGUUAUUAGAGGACCAUUGUCUCCGCACACACGCGUCAUCACAAAUGGAUUCCACCCUCAGACUGAGUGUUAACAAUCACCUUUGUCUUUUAAAGUGUCAACCUCACCAAACUCACUUUGUUUCUGGAUGGACCCCACACACACACACACACACACACACACACACACACACACACUGAGCUAUUGUGCUUUCAGACACCAUCAAUGCAGCCUAGCUUGAUUGGUCCAUUUGGACCAUACAGCAGCCUCCAAACGCUGCUUGAGCCCAUUUCGCUCCAGCCUGCAGCCGUUUAUUAGCGCCGUUAAAUGUGCUUUGUCGUGUGAAACACAAGCGUGGUGCAGGGAAGCAACACACAACCACAAUGUUUGCACUUUGGCAUGAUAUGGUAGCGUAAGGAGGGUCUGCCAUGCCCCGUUCACAGAAGCGUACCCUUAGUAUGUUGUUUCUAUCCUUUCUAGAAAAGGUUUAUAUGUGGUUAAUGACAUCUCUUGUGGCUUAUAAAUGCGUCUUUACUACAAAUUGGAUGUUCGUAAAUUUCGUAAACUGGCGUCAUCAGACUCUACAGUAGGGGUGCCCAAACUUUUUUCCAGGGCCGCUAUUUUACUUUUUGGAUACCAAGCCAUGUAUUUAAAGAAAUAAUUGUCAAUUACGUGACAAAGCGUCUGAUUAAAAUUAAUUUGUUCUCCUUACAUAACACUUUUUAUGCAUUGAAUUACUAUUUUUUCUUUACAAAUAUUACAUCUGGCGGCACGGCGGUCGAGUGGCUAGCACGCAGACCUCACAGCUAGGAGGACCAAGGUUUGAUUCCACCCUCGGCCAUCUCUGUGUGGAGUUUGCAUGUUCUACCCGUGCAUGCGUGGGUUUUCUCCGGGUACUCCGGUUUCCUCCCACAUUCCAAAAACAUGCUAGGUUAAUUGGCGACUCCAAAAUGUGAGUGUGAAUGGUUGUUUGUCUAUAUGUGCCCUGUGAUUGGCUGGCCACCAGUCCAGGGUGUACCCCGCCUCUCGCCUGAAGACAGCUGGGAUAGGCUCCAGCACCCCUGCGACCCUCGUGAGGGAAAAAAAUGAAUGAAUGAAUAUUACAUCUAUAUUGUGAAUAUUUUUGUUUGACUUUAUCCCAAAAUAUUUUGAUUUCAUUCUUGUAAUAUAACUUUUUCCAACCUAUUUUUAUUUGUGUUGCUUCUUAUAUUAUGACUUUUUUUAAUCAUCUUUUUUUUUCUUUAAUAUUUCAACUUUAUGCUUAUAAAAUAUCCCCCCCCCCCCCCACACACACACACACUAAUAUUCCGGCAUUGUUGUAAAGUAAUCCCUUUUCACUUUUUUCAUCCAAAUGAAGUGUCUUUGGUCGUAUUGUGUUUCAUGUGGGUACCCGCUGCUCGUUGAGAAGAGCGCCAAGUGCUUCCAUGUUAGUCUCCAAAGGCGUCCAUUUUGAAAAACAGAAUCCACAGUGUUCUACUUGUGGUGGCUUGCCACAAAUAAAUAAAACACCGCAGCACAGGUCAUUAUAGACUGAUGGUUCUGCCAAAUAGUGAUCCCACUACCAAACACUUUUUUAAGCUGUGAAGACUCAAUGAUACAUUUCUUAUUUUUCAACUU